Molecule: messenger RNA, 1555 nt
Organism: Phytophthora nicotianae INRA-310
Lineage: Eukaryota; Oomycota; Peronosporomycetes; Peronosporales; Peronosporaceae
Exons: 2
Coding region: 121-1368 (415 amino acids)
Molecular function (GO): protein binding
Source: RefSeq, a predicted model, not a curated record
UGCAGCUGCCCAAGACCGUACGGGUGUCUAAGGCAACAGCAUAUGAUCACAACCCACGCGCUCUGCAUUCUGAUUGGCCGAGCACUUCAACUUGACUGGCCACCUCGUCCCAUGUAACGGAUGCGAUCGAAAGGGACGAGAAGUGUGGAGACUAUUAUUCUGCUGCGGUGUGGCAUGGAACUAUUCGCGACUUUGAACGUCCGUCGCGUCGAGGACCAGCGAGCGAUUGAGCGAGUCAUGGCGUCUCGAGAUAAGCGCUGGCUGGCAAGUUUAGGGCUCAAGGGAUCGCGCACCUCUCAGUUGUCGUGUGACGGAUUGGCGGAAGUGGAACAGGCGGAUCCGGACGCAGAGAUGGCAGCUCUGGACGAGGAGAUGGUGGAUAUGGCCUUGAACACGCCAGCGGAGAACGAACGGCCUGUUCAAUUAAGUAUGAGACUCAUCCGAGAAAGUUGUGCAGUGUCCAAGAAGUCCACGCGACGGACUCGAAGCUCAGAGCACGAAGACAAGGAGGUUGAGGCGAUAUUGCGCAAGAAAAUACUGCGGUUGGAUUGGCUAGACAUUGGUAAGAUCGAGAACUUGGACGCCUUCACACACGUGGAGGAGCUGUAUCUCCAGUACAACCUGAUCGAAAACAUCGAAGGCUUUGACGAUCAUAACCUGCUCACGUUCCUUGCUCUUGCGGGCAACCGAAUCCGAGAAGUUAAGAACCUCAAGCACCUGCACAAUCUCAAGUUUCUAGAUCUGUCGAUGAACUACAUCGAGGACUUUGAUGUCGGCGAGUUCCCUAAAUCUCUUCGUGUCCUCAGACUCACUGGGAACCCGUUCGUACGUCAUAUGCCCGCUUACGCACAACUCUUUUUCGAGCGACUACCCAACCUCAUGCAAGUGGACCAAUUCCGACGAUCCUCAACAGAAAAGGCCCCAUUAUCAGCGUUGUCAACACAGAGCGAAACCUCAGCACCAGACAACGCAGCCGUGUUGCCUCUCCCUUCACCAAUGGUCGAGAACCGCGCAUUAAUGGAGCUACCACACAACGAGCAGGACCUACACGAGAAGCAGGAAGGAUUCGAAGCAGAUAACAGUGUGUUCAAUCUUGCAGACUAUGAGAAGCAAAGCAGCGAUCGGAUGUCCAAGUGGAAGACGCAAUUGACAGAGCUGACGUCGCGAACAAGAGAGCAAUUAGCUGAAAGUGGCGAGUCUAUCAAAGCCGACACAAGCACCAGAUUUCACGAAAGACGCAGCCUCGUAUUAUCACGAGCCCGAAGAGCGACAGAUGCAGCUCUCGUCGACGCUGCGAGUCACUUUAAACAGGUGCGCAUGCGUGUUCGAACAAGUAAAAAGAUAGUAAAGCGCCCAGCAACAAGCUAACGCGUGUACCCGUUGUCUUCGUAGAUGGAAUUAGCGCAUCAAGACUGGCACAAUAGUCAGCAAAGACAACCGACAACCUCGCAAGUCAGUUACUAACACGUCGAAAAAAAGAAGUUGGAUAUUCCAUAGCAUGUAAAAAGAAUUAAACAAAAACAAAAGGCAUCCCUUGUAAAAAAAAAAAAAAAAA